AUGGCUAUUGGACUCUCUGGACAUCUAGACAAUUUACUGGGACUCGCGUCAACUGCACCCGACGCGACGACUGAAGACGAUAAUUCGAUCUCUAACUGGCUCAGCCAACCGGUUAUUGACUGGUCAGUAUCUGAUGAUCUCGACGAGGAUGAGCCAUGGCCCUCUGUGCUCGACGUUUUCGCAGGGCAACCUGAAGCCAACCCUCCAGGCUUGGUUGCCGAAGUAAUGUCACUACCCAACGCCCAUGAUCUUGUUCAUCCGCUGCUCUCAGUGUUAUCGUCGAGCCACACGAAUGACCAAAUAUAUGGGGAACUAGUUGACCUUCUAGGAUUCGACCAGAUCGACCUAGCCAGUAGUGUACUCAACCAACGACGAGUCGUCGUCAAAGAGCUUGUGCAGCUAGGCGAGUCUGGUGAUAAGCCAGCGGCUUCUACUUCCAAGCCAGAUACCCCUAGCUCGAAGCCUGACUCAGAUCUCUCUUCCCAAGCCGCGCGCAAGCGUUUGGAAAGACAACUCAAAGAGAAUGCCUCUAGACCGUUGACUACUGGCGUGAGGCCUCCUACCCCCGAAAUUCUGCCUCAUGUAUAUACCUCUUCUGGAUCUCAAGGGAAUAUUCUAUCCCAGUCCGGCAACAAAUUCCUUUUGCCAUUGGGGACCACAAGGGACCAGAAUGAGACAUACGAAGAGGUGAUAAUACCACCAGCUAAGCCUGUACCUCCCAAAACUGCGGAGCGGCUCAUUCCUGUCCCUGAAUUAGAUCCUCUUGCACGAGGAUGUUUUCCUGGUUACAGUAAUCUGAACAGAAUACAGUCUAUCGUUUACCCCACCGCCUAUGGGACGAACGAGAACAUGCUUAUUUGUGCUCCUACCGGUGCUGGUAAAACCGACGUCGCUAUGUUGACCAUCCUGCGCGUGCUGGAUCAACAUCGGUCGAAGUCCAACCCUCAGGCCCCCAUUGCGUCCACAAUCAACAGAAACGAGUUCAAGAUAAUCUAUGUCGCACCAAUGAAAGCCCUGGCCUCGGAAAUUGUCAGGAAGUUCAGCAAACGGUUACGAUGGUUAUCUGUUUCCGUUCGCGAACUAACUGGUGAUAUGCAAAUGACCAAGGCAGAGAUCGCGGAAACGCAGAUCAUAGUCACAACACCGGAGAAAUGGGAUGUCGUGACAAGGAAACCUACCGGCGAGGGGGAGAUCGCAUCCGCUUUGAAAUUGCUAAUCAUCGACGAAGUCCACCUGCUGAACGAAGAGCGCGGCGCCGUGAUCGAGACGAUCGUUGCUCGAACAUUGAGACAGGUCGAGUCCAGCCAAUCAGUCAUUCGAAUCCUUGGACUCAGUGCUACCCUACCAAACUAUGUUGAUGUUGCUGAAUUUUUAAGCGUAUCGCCCAAGAAAGGCCUGUUCUACUUCGACUCAUCCUUUAGGCCCGUUCCACUAGAGCAACAUUUCUUGGGUAUCCGCGGGAAGCCAGGCUCCGCCUUGUCGAAGAAGAAUUUGGAUCAUGUCACGUAUGAAAAGGUUUCUGAGCUGGUUGCACAAGGGCACCAAGUCAUGGUGUUUGUUCACGCCCGGAAAGAGACUGUAAAGGCUGCUCUCAAUCUGAGGGAAAAUGCUAUGCUUGAAGGCACUCUUGAUGGCUUCAGUUGCGAAACUCAUCCACAAUGGUCAUUAUUUCGAAGGGACAUAGGAGAAUCUCGCAACAAGGAAAUGAAGCAGCUAUUUGACAGUGGCUUUGGUAUUCACCACGCUGGGAUGCUACGUACAGACCGCAACAUGAUGGAACGUAUGUUUGAAGCUCGAGCCAUCAAGGUCUUAUGCUGCACAGCUACUCUUGCUUGGGGGGUGAACUUACCCGCUCAUGCUGUGGUCAUCAAGGGUACCCAGGUAUACGACAGCGGGAAGGGCAAGUUUGGUGAUCUCUCGGUGCUGGAUGUCCUUCAAGUAUUCGGAAGAGCUGGGCGCCCGGGAAUGGAGACAAGUGGAGAAGGAUAUAUAUGUACCACUGAAGAUAAACUAAACCAUUAUCUGGAACGUGUAACGUCGCAGUCUAGGUUCCAAGGAGGGUUGAUCGAUUCCUUGAAUGCUGAGAUUGCCCUCGGCACGGUGGCGAACGCCAAUGACGCGAGUCAAUGGUUGCGUUGGACGUACCUGUUCGUUCGUAUGAAGAAGAACCCCAUGUACUACGGCAUGGUAUGGGAUACAGUCAGUGACGACCCGCAUCUAGUCUCUAAACGCUCCGCGCUCGUCGAUUUCUCGGCGCAAAAGCUAGCAAACACGGGCAUGAUCACUAUUGACCCCCACACCAAGGCAUAUACAAUCACUGAUCUAGGACGGAUUGCGGCCAAAUAUUAUAUUAGGCAUGCUUCCAUUGAAAAGUUUGAACCGGUGUUCAAACCCAUAAUGUCGGAAGCGGACGUGCUUCAUAUGCUGAGUCUGAGUACAGAGUUUGAGCAAGUUCAACUCCGCGAAUCUGAGAUGGAGGAGUUGGAGGGGAUACUAGAGCUGGAUGUUAUCCAUUGCGACAUCAAGGCGAGAGGUAUUCAAGACAAGAAGGCCGGAGACAAAGAUGAGGCGGACAAAGGCGGUAAAGGCAGAGGGGGCGACAAAGAUGGGAAAGGGAAGGGGAAAGUCAUCACUUCAAGCGAAGCCAAAGUCAAUAUCCUACUGCAAGCGCACAUCUCGAACCACUAUCUGGAGGACUUUGCCCUCAUCUCAGACUCGGCAUACUGUGCUCAGAACGGUGGUCGUAUUAUCAGAGCUCUCCUCGAGAUAGCGCUCAGUCGGAAGUGGGCGGGCGUCUCUGGCGCUCUCAUGAGAAUGAGUAAAGCAAUCGAGAAACGUUUAUGGCCGUUUGAACAUCCCCUCAAACAAUUCAACCUCAAACGAGAAGCCCUCCACAACAUCGAAACAUGGGCGGAUGACUGGCCCGUCGAUCAGCUAGCGACGCUCUCGGCAAAGGAUUUGGGCGACCUCAUACACUUGAACGAACAAAACGGUUUUGCAGUACUCAACGCAGCGAAGCAGUUCCCCACAGCGAAAAUCACCUAUGAUCUCAGGCCGUUAGCCCACGACGUCUUGCAAGUUACGAUUCACCUCUAUCGCUCGUUCAGUUGGAAUGCCAAAACUCAUGGAACCUCCGAACCCUUCUGGCUUUGGAUCGAGACCAAUGAUGGUAAAUUCAUACUCCAGUUGUCCCACUUGUCUUUCAAGGCUUCUUCGGAAGACAUGGACGUUGAAUUUCUGAUACCUAUCCCCAAUGGAAACGCGCCCCCUUCCGUAACUAUCCGCUUCCUGUCCGACCGAUGGCUCUCUGCGGAAGAUGAACUCGAAGUGCCCUUAACGUCUCUUCUCAUGCCUGCCCCCUUUGACUCCCAUACACCCCUUCUCGAUCUACCUUUCCUGUCCCCGUCGGUGCUGCGAAACACACAAGCUGAAGCUUUGUUUGCCAGUCGCAUCCGAACGCUGAACGCUAUUCAAUCACAAACGUUUUGGAGUUUGGUACACACUCGACUUCACAGCUUACUGUGUGCUCCCGUCGGAAAUGGAAAAAGCAUGAUGGCGCAACUUAUCAUAUGGUCUACUGUCUUACAGUUGUCAGAGGCAUUCGUACUCAUCGUUGUGGCACGUAAGGAUGCCGCAUCCGAGUUGAUAUCCGAUCUGCAAAUGUUUGGUGGUCCGACUGGUGUAACUGUGGAUAUCUCGGAUGGCCCGCACGUACUUAAACGGUACCGAGGCAAAGUGAUUCGGGUAGUGACAGCAGCGAACUUGCGUGUUCGAAUGACAGCAAUCAACCCCAGAACAUCGAUAAACUAUAUCGAUCUUGUGAUAUGCGACCAACUGGAGAAUCUGGAUGCGCAAUACGAGCUCGGCGUUUCCCUGCUUCGACAUGCCGUCCAGUCGAGUCCCACUAGGUUCAUCGGUUUCUCAAGUUCCCUGAGUGAUCCUGUCGACCUAGGAGCUUGGUUAGGGGCUACAGUAACAGGUCUUCAUAGCUUCCGACCAAGUGAUCGAGAUCACUCCCUGGCUGUUUGCGUCAAAACGUUCACGAUACCACAAUCCGCUGCGUUAUUCAAGGCAAUGGCAAAACCUGCAUACACCGCAAUCCAGACAGCCGAAGGGAGCGAACCUGCGAUAGUGUUUGUACCUUCUCGCGGGCAAUGUCUGUCGAUCGCCAGGGAUCUCAUCACUCAGUGCACAUUGCAAACAACAAAGACUAGUGCAUUCCUUCCGCCCACUAUGUCCGAAAUAAUACUGGAAGACUAUCUUGCCCGAUUCCAGGAUCGAUUCCACGUCGAAUUCGCUUCCAAAGGUGUUGGAUUCUUCCAUUCGGGAUUAAAAAGAUCAGACCGCAUACUCACGCUGCAAAUGUAUGCGGAAGGCAUCAUUCGGGUUCUUAUUGUGCCCCGAGAAUCGUGCUGGUCUUUGCCAGUCCGUUCGUCCGUUGUCGUGGUUAUGGGCACCCAAUACUUGCAUAUCACCUCUGUCGGCGACACAGAGUCUCGCCAACUUCGAGACUACAGUCUUACGGAGCUGGUCCAUAUGCAAGGCCGGGCGGUGCAGCACUCUGGAAGGGGGCAAUUCCACUUGUUCUGUCAGGCGGAAAGCAAAGACUCCUUCCUGCGCUUCUUGAACAAAGGGUUGCCUCUGGAGUCGCAGCUGCUGAAUUCGCCACUACUGCAAUCAUGGUAUGAUGGCUGCCGAAAAUCCGGUUCCAUUGGUGACAAACAAGCAGCAGUCGACGCUCUGUCUUUCACCUAUCUUUUCUUGCGUAUAUCUAGCAAUCCAGUAUAUUACGACUGCAAAGCCAGAAGCCGCAACGUCGACUUGUCGAAGCUGGUAGACAGACUUGAAGCAGAGUACAUUGCAAAUUCUGGAUCUAUAGAUCAGUAG
Molecule: messenger RNA, 4887 nt
Organism: Pleurotus ostreatus (oyster mushroom)
Lineage: Eukaryota; Fungi; Basidiomycota; Agaricomycetes; Agaricales; Pleurotaceae
Exons: 22
Coding region: 1-4887 (1628 amino acids)
Molecular function (GO): nucleic acid binding; ATP binding
Source: RefSeq, a predicted model, not a curated record